Molecule: messenger RNA, 2060 nt
Organism: Catharus ustulatus (Swainson's thrush)
Lineage: Eukaryota; Metazoa; Chordata; Aves; Passeriformes; Turdidae
Gene: IRX1
Product: iroquois homeobox 1
Exons: 5
Coding region: 261-1715 (484 amino acids)
Biological process (GO): neuron differentiation; regulation of transcription by RNA polymerase II; cell development
Cellular component (GO): nucleus
Molecular function (GO): RNA polymerase II cis-regulatory region sequence-specific DNA binding; DNA-binding transcription factor activity, RNA polymerase II-specific
Source: RefSeq, a predicted model, not a curated record
ACUAAAUAUUCUUCUGGGAAGUACUGCUAGGAGCCUUUUCACUUUCAGCAAAGUUGCGCAUAUGUGUUCGUGUAUGAGUGGCGUUUGUGGGUUGCUGUAGAGAGAUCGCAUUUAUUUAUUUAUUUAUAUACUUAUCUGCCUUUUUUUCUUUUUUUUUUUGUAGUGGUAAAUUGUUACACGUCGCCUGGCUGCAAAGCCCCCUUUUCCUCUCACGGCCACUCUCGUUUGUUCCUGAGUCCAACGACGACAAGGGGGACUCAAUGUUAAAGUGCUGCUGCCGCCGCCUGUGUGCCCGCGCCCCGGAGAUGUCCUUCCCCCAGCUGGGCUACCCGCAGUAUCUCAGCGCCAGCCAGGCGGUGUACGGGAGCGACCGGCCCGGGGUGCUGGCCGCCGCCGCCGCAGCCGCCGCCGCCGCCGCUGCUGCCUCGGGCCGGCCCGCGGGCGCCGAGCUGGGCAGCGGCUCGGCCGCUGUCACCUCCGUGCUGGGCAUGUACGCCAGCCCCUACAGCGCCCCCAACUACAGCGCCUUCCUGCCCUACACCGCCGACCUCGGCCUCUUCUCCCAAAUGGGCUCCCAGUACGAGCUGAAAGAUAAUCCGGGUGUCCACCCCGCUACCUUUGCUGCUCACACUGCUCCCGGCUAUUAUCCCUACGGACAGUUCCAAUAUGGGGACCCGGGGCGACCCAAAAAUGCCACUCGGGAGAGCACCAGCACUCUCAAGGCUUGGCUCAACGAGCACCGCAAGAACCCCUACCCCACCAAGGGCGAGAAGAUCAUGCUGGCCAUCAUCACCAAGAUGACCCUCACCCAGGUCUCCACCUGGUUCGCCAACGCCCGCCGGCGGCUCAAGAAGGAGAACAAGGUGACCUGGGGCUCCAGGAGUAAGGACCAAGAAGAUGCAAACCUCUUCGGGAGUGACAAUGAGGGGGAUCCCGAGAAGAAUGAAGAUGAUGAGGAAAUUGACCUGGAGAGCAUAGAUAUAGAUAAAAUCGAUGAGAAUGAUGGGGAGCAGAGCAACGAGGAAGAGGAGGAGAAGCCCGAGCUCCUGAGACAAAGCAGUGAAGAGGAGCACUUGGAAAAGGAGAAGGAUUUGGCACUGUCAGGGUCUGAAGGGCUGAAACCCAAAGACGCGCUGGCCAUGGUGAAGGAGGCCUCUGACAAUAGCACGAGAAUCAUCAGUCCUGGGGGACCGAACAAUUUACAGAUGCCAUCUCACAGCAAACCCAAGAUUUGGUCUUUGGCAGAGACGGCCACCAGUCCUGAUGGUGCCCUGAAAUCUUCUCCACCUCCACCCCCUCCCCCUCAGGUUAACCACACUUCUCCUCAGAUUCAGCACCCUGCUUUUCUCCCUAGCCAUGGACUCUACACAUGCCAGAUUGGCAAAUUUCACAACUGGACAAAUGGGGCUUUCCUCACUCAGAGUUCCCUUCUAAAUGUGAGGUCCUUUUUGGGAGUAAAUCACCACCAUGCUGCUCAUCACAAUCACCACCUCCAGGCCCAGCAACAAUCUUCUGUUUUAACAGCAACCCUGGGAGCUCUAAGCAGCGAAAAACCUUCAGAGAGGACCAGUCCCAAACACAUAGAAAGAGAAAAUGUACCAAGAACUGACUCCCCACCCCAGCCGCUAAAAUCGCCCUUCCAGCCUGUCCGUGACAACUCUUUGGCUCAGCAAGAGGGAACACCGAGAAUUUUAACAGCUCUCCCUUCUGCUUGAUUAAAUGAUUUGGUGAAAAAAAUAUUACAGAGACUGGUAUUAAGGACAGAGAGAGUGAAAAAAAAGGAAACGGUAUAAACUACUCCCAUCAAUCUCUUUUUGCAAUAAGGUGGUGCGAAUCCAUAAAAGCAUUACACAAAUCUGUAGAUGGAUCCCCUUCCUCAUUGUACCAUUUCAGAUCGUGUUAUUCUAACCAUUCUUGGAUUAUUUGUUUGGUAAAUGUUUCCCAUGUGUUUGUGGUUUUCUUUUUUUCUGUAUAUAGAGUGAUUUCAGAUUGUAAAUAACACGUCAGCAAGACUUGUCUAAAUCAUAUAUUUUUGUCUAAUAAACUAAAUGAAAUUAUGA